AUGGUUACUGGAAAAGGAUUGGUUGUCUUUCGAACAUCGGAUCUCGAGUACAAGCCAAGGAGAAAGACUUUAUCUCAGGCAUACCAUCGACAGAGUCCUAUUGCUCUUUUGCCGUCAAAUGGAAAGUUAGCUCAGAGGGCAGGCGCUGGUACUAGGUCGAAUGAAUGUUCUACUGGUAAUACGACUCUACUUCAACUGCACUUCCUGAAGCUGAUGGAAGUACGCUCAGAUGAAGAAGUCCCGGUACCGCCUGAACCAACUACUUUCGACAUUCUCAAGGCUCUGUUUUCCCCUAAAGGUAGAGGGGUACCUAUAGAGACUUUAGGGUGA
Molecule: messenger RNA, 330 nt
Organism: Striga asiatica
Lineage: Eukaryota; Viridiplantae; Streptophyta; Magnoliopsida; Lamiales; Orobanchaceae
Source: the annotation of a GenBank genome assembly